GGGCGGGGGCUGGAGGCGCCGCUCUCUCUCGGGUCAGACUCUCUCCUCCCAGUUCCCAAGCUCCCGGCUCCCGGCUCCCAGCUCCCGGCUCCGGAGCCUUUCCUCCCCGCACAGCUGAGGCGGGAGGGCGGCAGGCCGUAGAGGCGGUGUCGUGAGAUCCGCUGGCCGUCCGCAGCCCCGCCGAGCCUGGAGGCCGCCCGGAUGGAGCCGCGGCUCCCGAUCGGAGCUCAGCCGGUGGCUACUGUGGAGGGUUUGGAGAUGAAGGGUCCCCUCCGGGAGCCCUGCGCCCUGACCCUAGCCCAGAGGAACGGGCAGUAUGAGUUAAUAAUCCAGUUGCAUGGGAAGGAACAGCAUGUUCAAGAUAUCAUUCCUAUAAAUAGCCACUUCAGAUGUGUUCAAGAAGCAGAAGAAACUCUUUUGAUUGAUAUUGCUUCAAACAGUGGUUGCAAAAUCCGGGUACAAGGGGACUGGACCAGAGAGCGCCGCUUUGAAAUUCCUGAUGAAGAACACUGUUUGAAGUUCCUCUCAGAGGUCUUUUCAGCUCAGGAAGCUCAGUCACAACUUCUCCUUCCUGAACAGAAAGACUCAUCCAGCUGGUACCAGAAAUUAGACACUAAAGAGAAACCUGCUUAUUCGGGGCUUCUUGGAUUUGAGGAUAACUUUUCAACUAUGAAUUUGGAUAAGAAAAUGAAUGUACAAAAUCACCCCACAGGGAUUCACCGGGAACCCCCACCCCCACCUCCUUCAGUGAACAGAAUGCUUACACGGGAAAAAGAAGCUUCAAACAAAGAACAGCCCAAAGUGACCAACACCAUGCGGAAGCUGUUCGUACCAAAUACCCAAUCUGGGCAGCGGGAGGGUCUGAUCAAACAUAUCCUGGCAAAGCGAGAAAAAGAAUAUGUCAAUAUUCAGUCUUUCAGAUUUUUUGUUGGAACUUGGAAUGUGAAUGGCCAGUCUCCAGAUAGCGGGUUAGAACCUUGGCUGAACUGUGAUCCAAAUCCUCCUGAUAUUUACUGCAUUGGAUUCCAAGAGCUAGACUUGAGCACAGAAGCCUUUUUCUACUUUGAAUCUGUAAAAGAGCAAGAAUGGUCCAUGGCUGUGGAGAGAGGUUUGCCUUCUAAAGCCAAGUACAAGAAAGUGCAACUAGUCCGCUUGGUGGGGAUGAUGCUUCUUAUAUUUGCCAGAAAGGAUCAGUGUCGGUAUAUCCGUGAUAUUGCUACAGAAACUGUUGGAACUGGAAUCAUGGGGAAAAUGGGUAACAAAGGUGGGGUGGCUGUGAGAUUUGUAUUUCAUAACACUACUUUCUGCAUCGUCAAUUCCCACCUGGCUGCCCAUGUGGAAGAGUUUGAAAGAAGAAAUCAAGAUUAUAAGGACAUCUGUGCAAGAAUGAGUUUUGAGGUCCCAAAUCAGACCCUCCCACAACUAAACAUCAUGAAGCAUGAUGUUGUCAUUUGGUUGGGAGACUUGAACUAUAGACUUUGCAUGCCUGAUGCCAAUGAGGUGAAAAGUCUUAUUAACAAGAAUGACCUUCAGAAGCUCUUGAAAUUCGACCAGUUAAACAUUCAGCGCACACAGAAAAAAGCUUUUGUUGACUUCAAUGAAGGGGAAAUCAAGUUUAUCCCUACUUAUAAGUAUGACUCUAAAACUGACCGAUGGGAUUCCAGUGGGAAAUGCCGGGUUCCAGCCUGGUGUGACCGAAUUCUUUGGAGAGGAGCAAAUAUUAAUCAACUUCAUUACCGGAGUCACAUGGAACUGAAAACCAGUGACCACAAACCUGUUAGCGCCCUAUUCCAUAUUGGGGUGAAGGUUGUGGAUGAACGGAGAUACCGGAAGGUCUUUGAAGAUAUUGUGCGCAUUAUGGACAGGAUGGAAAAUGAUUUCCUUCCUUCUUUAGAACUCAGUCAGAGGGAGUUUGUGUUUGACAACGUGAAGUUUCGGCAGCUACAAAAGGAGAAAUUCCAGAUCAGCAACAAUGGACAGGUUCCCUGCCAUUUUUCUUUCAUCCCUAAACUUAAUGACAGCCAAUACUGCAAGCCAUGGCUUCGAGCUGAACCUUUUGAGGGAUACUUGGAGCCAAAUGAGACUGUGGACAUUUCUCUUGAUGUAUAUGUCAGCAAAGACUCUGUGACCAUCCUGAACUCAGGGGAAGAUAAGAUUGAAGAUAUACUUGUCCUUCACUUGGAUAGAGGCAAAGAUUACUUCUUGACCAUCAGUGGGAAUUACCUUCCAAGUUGCUUUGGGACCUCUUUAGAGGCUUUGUGUCGAAUGAAAAGACCAAUCCGAGAAGUUCCUGUCACCAAACUCAUAGACUUGGAAGAAGACAGCUUCCUAGAAAAGGAGAAAUCCCUUCUGCAGAUGGUUCCCUUGGAUGAAGGUGCCAGUGAGCGACCCCUUCAGGUCCCCAAGGAGAUCUGGCUUCUAGUAGAUCACUUAUUCAGAUAUGCCUGUCACCAGGAGGACCUGUUCCAAACCCCUGGAAUGCAGGAGGAGUUACAGCAGAUCAUUGACUGCCUGGACACCAGCAUUCCUGAGACCAUCCCUGGCAGUAACCACUCUGUGGCUGAAGCAUUGCUCAUUUUCCUGGAAGCCCUGCCAGAGCCAGUCAUCUGUUAUGAGCUGUAUCAGCGAUGUCUAGACUCUGCUCAUGAUCCUCGGAUCUGUCGACAGGUAAUUUCCCAGCUUCCGAGAUGCCAUAGAAAUGUUUUCCGUUACUUGAUGGCAUUCCUCCGAGAACUCUUAAAAUUCUCUGACUAUAACAACGUCAGCGCCAACAUGAUCGCUACCCUCUUCACUAGCCUUCUCCUAAGGCCUCCACCAAACCUCAUGGCAAGACAGACUCCAAGUGACCGCCAGCGUGCCAUCCAGUUCCUUCUCGGCUUUCUGCUUGGAAAUGAUGAAGACUAAGUCUUUUCCUAUCUGAGACUCUAGACGAAGACUAUCUUGGGCUCCAAGUAUUUCAGAAUGAAUUGCAAGGUCAUGACACAGAAAGGGUCUAUUACAGAAUCUCAAGUUCUGUUAAUAGUACAAAAACAGAGUCUCCUAAUCCGUCCUUUACCAUAUCCUACACAGCAAAAUACUUUUAGAUAUAUAUUGCCAAGCCAAAGUUACCAUAUUUUGAUGUUUUUUGUGUUUUCUCUUUGUAAAGCAAAGAGGUCGGUAUUUACACUCCUUUACCUAGGGAUGUGUUUUUUGCCCUGCUACCUAGUUUUCAUGAUUGUCCUUAGUACCCUAGGCCUAGAUUCUGAGAUGCUCCAAUUCUCGGCCUUACAAGCACUACUUGCUGUAGCUCAGACUUGUCUCUAGUCCUUUGUGUAAUGCACUUUGGAUCCAUCCUCUCCCCAUGUCACUCCUCUACACUCUUCCACUCAGUCCAUCACUUUAAAGGAAGCCUGGAUGAGGCUAGUGACUCCUUGGGUAUCCUCAACAGUGAGCUCACUGUCUAGAUGUGAUUGUUACAUGCAUUUGUGCAUUUCUACUACAAAGGUAUCUGUGUGUCACUGUAACAUUGACCUUCUCAUGGAUCCACACUCGCUGGAACCGUAUCCUCUUGUUUCAGAUCAUGUUUAGUUACAUAACUUUAGGAACUGUGGAGAUGCCAUCCCAUUGAUGUGGGAGAAUCACAGUCGAAAGGGAACCACUUUGAGUCUUUCAGGAGUGAAAAUGUUCAUGCUUGACAAGUCCUGCUUCCUACUCUCCUUUUCCUGGUAAUAUCCAUAUUUGGCAUGAGGAGCAGUCCUAGAUGUUAGGGAACUCACCUCCCACUGGAAAUCCACUUCCAGAGUAACACUUGCAUCAUGGUCAAAAAAGGAGUCUCUGCACCUCAAGUGAGGCCCUGUGGAGCUAUUGCUCCUCCCCAGCCUGGGUACUUUAGGUUAAGCCUCACAACCGUUUUUUCUAUCUUCUGAAGAAUCAGAGGACAGACGUCACCCCCUCUCUCACAGGACUGACUCUGGGCUCCACAUCUGGCUCCUUCAAGGAAAGAAUUUAGAGACUUUUCUUGGCUCCUAAUCACAGUAUCCUGUGCUGUAUAAGAGACUGGCCAGUGGGACCAGCCACACACAUUACCUCUUCCACCUGAAAUGACCCUGCGAGCUUUGCAUUUUAGUCAAGCUUUGUGGGACAGACUUUUUUUUUUCAGUGAAUCUGUUAAUUGGCAAACAAGCCACCAGCUACUGACUGCAAAACUGCCUGGUGAAAUUGUCUUGCCUCUGGUUUUCUUUCAUUGAAACCAACCCAAGUUGACCUAUUCUUGCCUAUUAAUAUUGGAUGCAAGGAACUCAUACAGCUCUGUAUACAGUCUUGGGCACAGAUUCCAUUACUCUUCUAGCACAUCCAAGGAGAAAGGCAGGAAAUCAUCCACCAUCGAAUGGUGUUCCCAUCUCUUCAAAACUGAGUUAUUUGGAGAAGAAAAGGUAUGUAUCCUGCAAAUACUGGUUAAACACUUUCCUGGUUAGGAAUUAGAAAAUAGGAGUCAAAUUAUUGGUGCCAGCUAGCUGAAGAUCUGAUAAGUCAGAGGCCAAUUAUUGCACUUGGUUAAUGGAAGACUUUUGAACAGAAGAGUUUUGUCAUAUCCAUUAGGCCAGAAAGUAAUCACAGAAAGAGGCAGAUGAUAGGAGCUGGGGCAAUGUGGUACCACAGAGGAAUGCUUCCCCUGGUCCCAUUUUCUAAGAUCUUGCCAACUUGGGGUGUUUGGGUGACCAAGGAUGUGGUGGUUAGUAAGGGCUCUGUGCAGCAUGCAUGUAGUGUCCUUCCUUCCUCAGACCAGAGCACCAAGUUGCUUCACUGCCUCAACCUUUUAACUUUUUUCCAGCUUGGCCUGGGAUGGAGAUAUAUAUAUGGUUGAGGGUUUUAGACAAUCUCUAGGUGGUGGGGGGUACAAGACAGAUCAAGUGGAAGAAAUCUGUUUCCCUACCAUGCCUAUCCCAGCACGCCAACCUCUAAUUCCUAUUCUUCCAAGGUACUUUUUCAUAGUUCCUCUGAAUUAAGGAAGGGUUUCAGAUCCAACUGGUAAGGAAGUACUCUGCAUCUGGUGUUUUAGGGAAGAAAUGGUUCAAAUCUAUGGGGUGACAUUGCAUUAGUCUCCCUUUCACUGUUUUCUGAUUCUUAACCUGUAGUUCUUUAUUUCCGCAAAAUGUCUUGGUCACUGAGCAAAGCUGCUAGUGGGAUUCUGUAUUUUGUGUCAUCUUUUUUAUCAUAAUUUAUUGCAAUUUUUGAAUAAAUAUAUGUUGUGUGAAAAAUCAGUGUGAUAUUAGUCAGAAAAAAACUGGAGGAGAACGGGCUGGAGAGAUGGCUCAGUGGUUAAGAGCACUGAUUGUUCUUGCGGAAGA
This is a messenger RNA of Nannospalax galili (Upper Galilee mountains blind mole rat), 5327 nucleotides long. RefSeq names its product OCRL inositol polyphosphate-5-phosphatase (gene Ocrl). The record is from RefSeq and is a predicted model, not a curated record. Gene Ontology annotation, biological process: phosphatidylinositol dephosphorylation; signal transduction. Gene Ontology annotation, molecular function: inositol phosphate phosphatase activity; phosphatidylinositol-4,5-bisphosphate 5-phosphatase activity. The transcript is spliced from 24 exons. Gene Ontology annotation, cellular component: membrane; cytoplasm. Bases 202 to 2904 code for a protein of 900 amino acids. NCBI's taxonomy places the organism in Eukaryota, Metazoa, Chordata, Mammalia, Rodentia, Spalacidae.